CUUCACUACCUCACUACCUCACUACCUCACUACCUCACUCCCUCAUACCUCUUGUAUAAUUCAUCUCAUCUCAUCUCAUCUCGUCUUAUCUCGUCAAUCUUCUUCUACUUCCACUUCUACUUCUGGUUCUACGUCUAGUUCUACUUCAAGUUUCACAUCUAGUCCUACUUCUAGUUUUAUUAGCACUGUCAACCGAUCAUUCAUUCUUCUUCGUCUCAAUUCGUCUCAAUUCAUCUCAGAAACUGUCUUCCUCUUCCUCUUCCUCUCCUUCCUCUACCUCGUCUCCUUUCUCUUCCCAUUCCCAUACCUCUUCCUCUCUCAUCUCAUCUUCUCAUCUCCUCAUCUUCUUCACCUACUUUUGAUCCUCACUUUAUGGUCCAGAAACACAAAGUAGGUAUUCAGUAUUUAAGUUAGUACACGAAACUAUUUAAAGUAUUUUUUUUGAGUGAAGAUUCCCCACCACCAUCUCCGCCACCAUCACUUAUUUACAACUCCACACUCACAUCUACUAUUUGUUGAAGCCCAUCCAUCAUCUCCUUCUAAACUCGACAACUGCGUUUGUUGGUUACACCGCAAAUCGCAGAUGAACUACUUUAACUCGAACUCCUCUCGCUGAUCAUUCCUCUUUUAAUUCCUUUUUAGGUAUCAAGUCCAAUUUCAAUCGUUUUAUACCUCGGUAUCGCCACACAGCCAGCCACAGCUACUUUGACAUCGCGCUUUCUCGACAUAGGUACAAACUUCCUCCCCCAAAAUUAAGCUCGCCCCAAUCGAAAGGGUCAUGAGCCGUCCACGAUCGCUUUCAAAUCCGGCAUACUGAUGAGGGAAGGAAGGAAGGAAGGGGAAGUCUUUCAAACAUAAUAUAACUUGUAAUGGCGGGCGUCGAUGAAUACUCGAGCUUAAGCUCCAGCAUGUAUUCAAAUGGAACUGGUACUUAUACCACAGCGACAAUAUUGAACCUCACGCACUUCAAUUAUCCAUGGGUUCUUCUAGUCGUCUUUCUUAUAUCAUUCAUCACACACAGCAUUUUAACUGCGGAAUCUUCCGAUGAGACUGGACCGAUGCUCACAGGUCCUGGGGGAAAACCUUUACCGCGGUCUGCCAGGAGGACAAAACAAGAUAAGGAUAAGCUCAAGCUGCAGGAUUUCACUCCUGUUCAGAAAUUGUUAUUUCUUUGGCUUUCAGCUGGCAUUCUAGUAACGUUUCUCGGCAAUGCGAUCAACAUCGUCGUACACGCUCUUGAUAAACGGGAGAAUGGUUGGUGGUGUGGCGAGGCAACUGCUAUAUACGUCUGCGCCUCUCUUUUUUUCUAUAGUGUCUUUCUCAUUUCGUUGGUCGACACAACUCCCUCACCUUCGAUUGCACAUCAGGUUACAUGGUUAGUUGCGCUGGUCGGCGAGAUUGUACUUCUUGCCGCUUCGCUAUCCUUAUACACCUCAGCUCACCGGGAACUCAACUCGCUUUUCAACUUCAAUCCGGACUUUCACAAAUACGCAACUCAAUGGGAAAUUGUUGAGCUGGUACUCGAUGCAAUUCGGGUAGUUCUACUUUUCUUCUGUGUCGCUUUUUAUUGCAUCUUCACUUUGGGACGUUCAAUUAAAGGCAAAAAUAGAAGCCGGCAGAGCAGCAGUGAGCCUGAUGAGAACAGUCCCCUUCUUUUCAAUGGCCGAGCGAAUGGAAACGGCCAUGUCUCUGGAAAUGGCUCAAUUGCAAAUGCGUCUGCUUCCGACUCCUUAUCUUUGAAUGGACAUGCGACUGCGAAUGGUUCUGCAGCACAGGGCGUUGACAUUCAAGGAAGACCGAUUGGUCAGCAGCGUGUGGACGAAGUGCCUGCGUUUUAUAAACCCACAACAGCUACAACCAAAACAUGGUGGGAGUAUUUGAAAGGAUAUUCACUCUUCUUUCCAUACCUCUGGCCAGCUAGAUCCGUUCGCUUGCAAAUAGUAGUUGUUGUUUGCUUCCUUCUUGUCGUCAUGCAGCGAAUAGUGAACAUCGCGGUUCCUUUGCAAGUCGGAAGGGUCACUGAUGCGCUUACUGGCGAUGAUGAUCACGAGGUUACAAUGCCAUGGCUGUCCAUUUCUCUUCUCAUUGCUUUCAAGUUUCUUCAAGGAUCUUCUGGAAUCCUAGGGGCUGCUAGAUCGGUUCUGUGGAUUCCAAUUUCUCAGUAUUCAUACAAGGCCUUGACCACAGCCUCAUUUGAGCAUGUUCAUGGUCUGAGUUUGGAUUUCCAUCUCGGAAAGCGCACUGGAGAAGUCCUAUCAGCACUUAGUAAGGGUAACGCCAUCAAUAAUUUCCUAGAGCAAGUGACCUUCCAGGUUCUUCCAAUGAUAUUCGAUCUUGGAGUUGCUAUCGGUUAUUUCGCAUAUGCCUUUGACGCAUACUACGCUCUCGUGGUUAGCAUCAUCACCUUUUCCUAUCUUUAUCUGACCAUUCGGAUGGCAAGAUGGCGAUCGGAUCAACGUCGACAAAUGCAGAACCUCAGCCGCGAGGAGGAUGCUGUCAAGAAUGACUCUUUAACAUCUUAUGAGACUGUUAAAUACUUCAACGCUGAGACUUAUGAAUUUGAUCGUUACCGACAAGCGGUUUCGGCAUUUCAAAAGAUGGAAUUCAAAGUGACCAUUUCUUUGAAUAUUCUCAACAUUAGUCAAAACUUGGUCUUUAUGGCUGGACUUCUUGUAACUUCAUUCAUCGCUGCAUACCAAGUCACAACUGGUAAACGUCAAGUGGGACAGUUUGUGACUCUCAUCACAUAUAUGGGCCAACUUCAACAGCCUCUGAAUUUCUUUGGUUCUUUCUAUCGGGGGGUCCAAAGCGCUAUGAUCAGUGGCGAACGUCUCCUUGAAUUAUUCAAAGAAGAGCCGACUGUCAUUGACGAGCCAAGUGCGAAGCCACUGCCAGCAUGUGAGGGCCGAAUCGACUUCAAUCAUGUUAAAUUCUCUUAUGAUACCCGUAAGCCUGCACUGGAGGACUUGAGUUUUACCUGCAAACCAGGCACCACUACAGCAUUUGUUGGAGAGUCCGGAGGAGGAAAAUCCACCGUGUUCCGACUGCUUUUUCGAUUUUACAAUACCCAGAAUGGUAGUAUUCAACUGGAUGGCCACGACAUUAAAGACGUCACCAUAGACUCGCUAAGACAUCACAUUGGUGUUGUACCACAGGACACAAUUCUCUUCAAUGAGACUCUUAUGUAUAACCUUCGGUAUGCCAACCAAGACGCGACUGAUGAAGAUAUUUACAAUGCCUGUCGAGCUGCUUCGAUUCACGACAAGAUACUUGCAUUUCCGGAUGGUUACGAUACGAAGGUUGGUGAGCGAGGUCUUCGUCUCAGUGGUGGUGAGAAGCAACGAGUAGCCAUAGCACGAACCAUUAUCAAAAAUCCUCGAAUCAUCAUGCUUGAUGAAGCUACUGCCGCCUUAGAUUCUGAUACCGAACAACACAUCCAAGAAGCAUUGAAGACCUUGUCCGAAGGCCGUACCAUGCUAGUCAUUGCCCAUCGAUUAUCCACUAUUACUAAUGCAGAUCAAAUAUUGGUCCUUCAUGCUGGACAAGUUGCUGAAGCUGGAACCCAUAGUGAGCUAUUACUAAAGAAAGGUCGAUAUGCGCAGAUGUGGAAGAAGCAAAUCAGGGCCGAACGAGCAGCUGAGAAAGCAUCCGAGAUGGUAGCUAGAGCCAGAGCUCUCAGUGAAGCAGCUUCCAUUCAGACUCCCAGUCACUCUAGCAAGGUCAAAGGUGGCAACACAGAAGCGAGCGACUUUGAGGCAGACCAUCACAGUGAUAUAAAUCUUGUCGCUAAAGUGGAAGCGACGAGAGCUCUUGCUGGUACUCCGGAGAGCCGAAUCAAUGAUGACAGUUCUAGCUCUAAAUCUAGUUCCAGUUCAGACACGGAUGGCCCAAAAUCAGAUGAGGAAAAGCAAACAGGAAACGAUAAAUUUGACGGAAAUAAGAGCGCCGACCAAAGUGGCGGUUCGAGGCCACCCUCAAGGAAGCAAAGUCCAUCUAACUAAGGAAAUACAACAAUCAGUCGACAAAUGACAUUCUGAUAUUGAGGCCUCAAUUCGAAUGUCUUCUUUGCCUCAAACUAAUACGAAGACAUUCUUCUACUAUAUAUUCCUCAACGGCCACCGUUACAAAUUGCAUGUACUGGUGGCAUAGGGGCUUCUUCCAUUUCACUUCAGCGCGAAUGGAUUGGUGUGCUUCUUAUCAUUGAGUAUCGUUGAGCUUUUUUUUUGCCCUUGAUUCAUCCAUGGGUUCAUUCACAAUACCCCUUAAACAACUUGCAAAAUUCUGCAUUUGCUGUUCAGCUGUUUAUAAUGCACAUCCACAUGGCGACGACGAUU
Molecule: messenger RNA, 4334 nt
Organism: Botrytis deweyae
Lineage: Eukaryota; Fungi; Ascomycota; Leotiomycetes; Helotiales; Sclerotiniaceae
Exons: 3
Coding region: 870-4001 (1043 amino acids)
Biological process (GO): transmembrane transport
Cellular component (GO): membrane
Molecular function (GO): ATP binding; ABC-type transporter activity; ATP hydrolysis activity
Source: RefSeq, a predicted model, not a curated record